Mercurialis annua (annual mercury) is the source of this 1464-nucleotide messenger RNA. Its product is annotated as putative 12-oxophytodienoate reductase 11. Gene Ontology annotation, molecular function: oxidoreductase activity; FMN binding. The transcript has 5 exons. Bases 165 to 1310 code for a protein of 381 amino acids. Lineage: Eukaryota; Viridiplantae; Streptophyta; Magnoliopsida; Malpighiales; Euphorbiaceae. The record is from RefSeq and is a predicted model, not a curated record.
GCUUAAAGAAAGACUCAAUCACGUAAUGUGUUUUAGUUACUUUUUAAAAUUGUGUUUGGAGCACCACAGUAAAAUGUUACGUGGAGAAGUGAUCUACUGCUGAGAUGUAUAAUAUAAGAAGAUUAUAUUGAUUUGAGUUUGAAAUAUAGGUGACUGAAGAGAAGAUGGCAGCAACAAGAAUUCAAGAAGAAAUGGAGGAACCCACAUCUUUACCAAUUAUGCCCCUUUUGACACCUUACAAGAUGCAAAUUUUCGAUCUCUCCCACAGGAUUGUGUUGGCACCUCUGACAAGGAUGAGAUCGUACAAUUUCACCGCUCAACCAGAAGCUAUUUUAUAUUACUCUCAAAGAACAACAACCGGUGGUUUCUUGAUCGGAGAAGCCGCUGCUAUUUCAGACUCUGCUCAUGGUCUUCCGAAUAGUCCUGGAAUUUGGAAAAGAGAACACGUGGAUGCAUGGAAGCCUAUUGUGGAGGCUGUUCAUCGGAAAGGCGGCAUCUUUUUCUGCCAACUAUGGCAUGCCGGAAGAGCUUCUGAUUUUUGUUUAAUGCUGAACGGGCAGCCUCCCAUUUCUAGUACUGACAAGGCAAUAGGAGCUAAGGUUUUCAUAGAUGGCACUACUCCGGCAGACUUCCCGGCACCUCGGCGGCUCAGGGAAGAAGAGAUCCCUCAGAUUGUCAAUGACUUUAGAAUCGCUGCAAGAAAUGCUAUUGAAGCAGGUUUUGAUGGUGUUGAGAUCCAUGGAGCCAACGGUUACCUCAUUGACCAGUUCUUAAAAGAUACAGUGAAUGACAGAAGGGAUGAAUAUGGAGGGAGUAUGGAAAAUCGUUGUCGGUUUCCCUUACAAGUAAUUAAAGCAGUGGUUGAUGAGAUUGGAGGCGAUAGAGUCGGCGUUAGACUUUCACCAUUUGCUAAUUAUAACGACUGUGGUGAUUCUGACCCUGAAGCACUUGGCCUAUUCAUGGCUGAGUCGCUAAACAAAUGUGGAAUUUUGUAUUGUCACAUGAUAGAGCCGAGGAUGAUCACACAGUUUGAGUCAGAGCAGAUCAAAUAUAGUUUGUUGCCAAUGAGGAAGGUAUUCAAGGGAACUUUUAUUGUGGCUGGAGGUUAUACAAAAGAUAAUGGGAACGAAGUUGUUAAAAAUGGAGGCGCUGAUUUAGUUGCAUUUGGACGCUGGUUUCUGUCCAACCCCGAUCUACCCAAGAGAAUCGAGUUAAAUGCGCCGCUUACCAAGUAUGACAGAAGUACAUUUUAUACAUCUGAUCCUGUGGUUGGAUACACAGAUUACCCAUUUCUUGAAGCUGAUCACUAAUGUCUUUCACAAAUCUAUUUGAUACACAGAUUAUCCAAUUCUUGAAGCUGAUCACUAAUGUCUUCACGUAAACUAUCUUCUAAUUCUCAAAAUUAUCAUUCAGACAAUGUAUUCUUCUGGUGUCACAAAUUUAUCUUAUAUUGAUUAUGUUCAA